This is a messenger RNA of Aplysia californica (California sea hare), 10665 nucleotides long. Its product is annotated as serine-rich adhesin for platelets. The record is from RefSeq and is a predicted model, not a curated record. Gene Ontology annotation, biological process: regulation of transcription by RNA polymerase II. Gene Ontology annotation, cellular component: nucleus. Gene Ontology annotation, molecular function: zinc ion binding; RNA polymerase II cis-regulatory region sequence-specific DNA binding; DNA-binding transcription factor activity, RNA polymerase II-specific. Bases 270 to 7310 code for a protein of 2346 amino acids. NCBI's taxonomy places the organism in Eukaryota, Metazoa, Mollusca, Gastropoda, Aplysiida, Aplysiidae. The transcript is spliced from 19 exons.
GGAACAAAUUAUGGGUCGGGAAAAGUUACCCGCACUCUUUGUUUGAAGCAACUUUGGACAAAUGAAAAAAUGCUUUAAUAAUCUUUUGUUUGGUCCUCCACGCUGCACUGGAUGAUCCAUUAGAUACUGAGCACGUAUAUUUCUAAUGAAUUUCUGCCAGUCUAUGACAGUUGCUCGACUCCUACCGGUUUCCUCGCAGACAAAAUGCUGGCGUACAUCCAUGCCAUAGACCAAGGUGACCUUUGACCUGAGCUGUCUGAUCUAAAGCUAUGGCUCCUUCAAGAAAAAGAGCUUCGGAACAAGGUGUUGACAAAGGACAAGAGAGUUCUCCUAGCGCUGGGCAGAAAUGUACCUUCUCUGGAUGCUGUGGUCAAGGUCAUAUAAAUGACAAGUUCUCCAGCCACAAAACGCUGGCCACAUGCCCACUGGCUGCAGCGAAGAAGCUGAAGCAAGAAGAGCCCAGUCUGUCUAAAAGGUCAAAAAUUGAGAAGAGAUCUGCCACAUCUUCGUCACUAGGGAGGUCAGAGCAUUCUGACACCUCUCGGUCAUCUCGCUCAUCAAGUUCAGCCAAGUCCACCAGUGUUGUAGAGGCAGAAGGAAAGCCCAGUGGUGGGAGUUCCACAAGAGCUUCUAGUUUGAGGAAGGAAGUUCCACAAAAUGCUGGCCCCGCAACCCCAGUUGGGGCUGGUGGGAAGAAAAAUUUGGCAAGAAGAGAGCUUGUGCUUGAUGAUGUAGCGGACAGUCCGCCACGGGCCAGUCGGAGAAGUGCAACACGAACCAGCGAGGUUGCAGUGAUUUCUGGUCACACAUCUAGAGGGGACAGCAAAGAGAGACAGAGUGGUGGUGAAAAGGAGGAUCAAAUUGGGACAGGAAAAAGCCCAAGGAGGCAAGGCAGUGGAAGUGCUGACAGCAGGUCACCUUCCUCUGCUACUGACAGGAACGAAUCGAAAAGUAGUGUUGCAAAUUCUUCAGCAAGAGGGAAACUCCGUUCAACUUCCAGCACUCUCAGUGCUCGGGAGGCAUCUGGAGAUGUGAAAAUUCUGAAAGUCUCACCCAAACCUGAACAGAAAGAGACGGGGAAUAAAAAGCCUUCUGUAGCUAAGACAAGGAAUGAGAGUCCUGAGGAGGAUAAUGCAAAGCCGUCUCCCCGGAGUUCGAGGUCUGGCACUCGAGCGGAACCCAUGACUACAAAAAUGAGCCCUGCAGAGACGAGAGGAAGGAGAGAAGGGAAGGAUUCUCCUAUCCGAGCAUCCACAAGAAGCAGUAACACCGAGUCCAACCCAAGGGACAAGGAGGGUUGUGCUAAGGUAGGUGGUGCUGCAACAUCAAAAUCUCCAGUCCGAGCAGCCACAAGGAGCAGUAGUAGUGAGGCCAGUUCCAAAGACAAAGACGUGUGUGGGAAGCAAGAGGGCAUUGUAUCAAAGUCUCCUGUCCGAGUCGUGAAGGAUGCUAACCCUUCUUCUGCUGGUCAGAAGAAAGAAGAAAAGGACAAACAGGGAGAUACCGUCAGCAGCAGUUACCGUGGCACACGUGCUCAGGCUAGGAAAGAUGCAGAUUUGGACAAGAAAAAUACGAUUGCUGCUAUUACUACAACUAGUCCCAAGCCAAGCGGAUCCCCAAAAGCUUGUGCUAAUGCCAAGGCUAUCGGGGUCCCCAAAGCCACUUCUUCGUCAAGGGUUGUAGGUGCAAAGGCCAGUCCUAGCUCCAAGCAAGAUACUGUUGUUGAGAGGGUGGUGAAGGAGCCGGCAGAACCAGUGUCUCAAAAACGAACCCGGGAAGAAGAAGAAACGGGGGAAAGUACAAGGAAGAAGAGAAAGUCUGAUAGAUUCAGUGUGCAAACAGCUGUAGAUAGGUUGAGAGAUGAGCAAGUUCAGGUGGCUACUUCGUCGAAGACCAACGCCCCAGAGGAAGAUGAACAUUCAUUGAAAGAUGAUGACAAUGUUGUUGAACUCAAGAUUGAAAGUACUGAGGACACAGCUGAUAAUGCUGAUGAAGAAAAGAUUGAUAAUAUUGACAGUAAGAGCCUUGAAAUAGAAACUAAGAAAUGGAUAAAUAAAAACAAGAAGGACGGCAGUGAGGUCAAAACUGAAAGUGUGGAAGAUGCAAUCAGUAAUGAUGUUGAGACAAAAACAAACAGAAUGGGAAUAAAAACUGAGGAUGAUAUUAAAAUAAUUGAAGUCAAGACUGACAGUAUGGACAAUGAUACUGAUGGUGCUGAUAUUGUACAAGUUGAUCCAUUGUCUUCAGGCUCCAUGUUAGAAGUCAGAGAUCUUACAUCCAAUGAGAGUCAUGAGUUGCACACUGCUGGACAGACCAAGGCCAGGGAUCAGCUGGCUCAGGUAGUGGAAGAGAAUAUGUUGUUGUAUCGUACAGGAUCAGAGGCAUUGAAUGUAGCCACGGCUGGUGUGUCUGCUGGUGGUGAGGAUGAAGUGCAGGGGGAGGCUUUGACCGGCACUCUUGACUGUCAGAGCAAGGAGGGAAGUUGUGGUCCUCUAGCAGUUGAUGCUGAAGUUGAGGAAGUCAUGGACGUAGGCGAUGAAGGGGUUCCUGGGGAUUUGAUUGGCACAGAUGAUGAUGAGAUGAUGAACAAGGGCAGUACAGAUGUGAUAGUUGAGGGGAGAAGUAUUGAGACAGUCAUGCAAGAUGGAUGCACGAAGGAUUCAUUUUGUACUCCCAAUGGGCUGUCAAAGCCUGGAGGGAAAGUUGAGGAGACAAGCAUGCAUGAUGUGUGUAGGGAUGGUGGGGGUACAUUUACCGAACAGUGCAAACAAGAGGGGGAUGCCACAGUCACAGAAUCUGGGGCUGUUAAGGAGGAACUUGUACUGUUUGAAGACAAACCAGUGAUGCCUGUCUCUGCAACUGAGACAAUGGAUCAGUCCAAGGCUCCUGCAGCCCAUGAGAUAGACCACAGAAAUGUUGGUCACCAAGGCGCCACAGGAGAGGGGGGAGCUCUGCUGGCUUUGGAUGAACUGGAAGAAAAGGCUGCACAGGUUUGCUUUUCCGUAGGUUCAGAAAAACUGUCAGAAUGCGGAGUUGUUGACAGUAUGUUGACCAGUGGAGGGGAGGUGGCCGCCAGUGAGGAUAUGGUCGGCUGUCCUCUCGCUGGUGCUGCUCUGGAAUGUCCUGUAGAGCCCUCGGAGACGGGUGAGAGGCAUCAGUCUCCUAGUGAUACACAGGAAUGUAUGGGAUCUUGUGAAACUGAUCAGAGUGAACGGGUGACCCAUGAGAAGCUUAAAUCUCCACAUGAGGAGGAAACAGAAGCUUGUGAUGCUGAGAGAGAGGUAAGUGGUAGAGAAGACAAGUUUGAACCUGACACAACAAAGAAUGUGACACAAGAGACACAACAGAAAGACAAAGAGGAGGAUAAGGGGGGGGACUCUGAACUUUGGAAGAAAAUUGAAAUUAAGGAAGAAUUACUGGACUUAAAAGAGGACAUGAAGAAGGAGGUGGACAGUGAGUUGUGUGAAGAGGUUUUGGAGAAAAGCUAUGUUCCCAAGCUCUUGGUGCAGCAGAACAUUGAGAAGAUAGCCUUUGCCUCAAUGGAAGAUACAGAGAGGGCACUGAUGAAACAUGCAGGGCAUGCAUCAAACUUUGAGACAAAUGUUGAAGUGAAGGAAGAGCCUGAGGACUUACAGGAGGGUGAAGUCUCAUCCCUGGACCCUCGUCCUCACUCACCGGUGCCUGACCUGGUGGAGGUGAAGGAGGAGGCGGAUGAUUUUGAGGUGGUGGCAGAAUGGAGCACAUGGCCCAUGUUGUCCUCAGGAGACACUUUCUGUAAUGCUGAGGAGGACUUUGUUGCUGGUCUUGUAGCGAGCACUGGAGACAGUUCUUGUGGGCAAGGAGAGCCAAAUGUAGCACAGGCUUCUGUAAAGACUGGCGAUGUAGAAGCCAGUGAUGUAUGCAUGUCUGCUGCUGUUGCAUCUCCACAAUCUAAUUCCUGCGGAAAAGUCAGGCCAAGUGAAGAACAGCCUUCAGUAAAGACGAGCUGUGAAAAGGAGACCAUUCUGUUAAGCAUGUCUCCUAUGGUUAGCUCUUUGCAAUCUGUCUCUUCUGUGACUGAUUCUGCAGGUGAAGCAGGGUCAGUUCCCUCCUCAGCGCAUUUGUCCCGUGAGACUGCUGGUGAGCAUGGUCCAGGAAGAUUUCACACUGUGAGAGACACAAAGAGUGCCCCACCCCUGCCAGUUGAAGGUAGCUCUAAUGUGCAGGGUCAGCUCUACAGGGAUAUGAACCCGAAACGUACUGUAUCAAUAUUGGUGCAGGAUCCAGAUCCAAACCCAGAGGCCACAUCACUGUUGCAGGUGCGCAUGGCUUGUGGGGAGACUGCAAUCAUUAAUGUGAAGAAAACACCAGCGACAGAAAAUGUUGAUGCCAGCCCUGACAUCAUCCUGCUGUCCGGCAAUCCCUCAGGUCUGGUGGAGGGCAGUAUGACAUCUGAAAUGGCUGCAGCCAUGUCCCUGGUGAGUGACAAGAUCCGCUCUAACAAAAAGGUGAGCCUCCUAAAGCCCUUCCUAGAUCAGCAGCGGUGUUCCAGUGCACCCAUCAUCUGCUCUGUAGCAGACUUCCACCCGAAGGCAACGUGCCGACAGGAGCCAACUGUGAAGACAGAGUCAGAGUAUGUGCCACGAGAUCUCUGCAUUUUGCCACGCCGUGCUCCCAGACUGGUUAAUUGUAAUCCACAGGGGACCAAACCAAUGGUUAAUAGUAAUCCACAGAGGACCAAACCAAGAGUCAAACAUCGAGCCCCAGAAGUUAGUUAUCUCUUAACUAAAGAGCGAGGUGGUAGAAUUGUGAAAGAGAAAGAUACAAUGACAGAAGAGGUCACUGCUGGGGAAGAGAGGACACAAACAUUGCCCCCCAGUGUGUCCUCACUCAAGAGUAGUGACUCAGAUUUGAUUGAAGUGAUCAGCACUGGGAGCCAGAAAUUUAUGACGCCCAGCCAAGACUUGACCGUAACUAAAUCCAGCUCAGCGUCUGCCCUGAUGGCCCAGACCGAGUCCAGCUCAGUGUCUGCCAAGAUGGCUCCGACAGAGUCCAGCUCAGUGUCUGCCCAGAUGGCUCCGACAGAGUCCAGCUCAGUGUCUGCCCUAAUGGCUCAGACAGAGUCCAGCUCAGCGUCCACCCUGAUGGCUCAGGCCGAGUCCAGCUCAGGCCCGCCCACAGAAGUCAUCCUGACCAAGUACAGCCCAGAAGACCUAGCAGAGAUGGAGUAUGAGAUGAAAGAUAAACACAUCAUGGGACCCAAGGCAUGCCCCGUGCCGGCUUGUGAUGGAAUUGGCCAUGUGACUGGCCUCUACACCCAUCACCGCAGCCUGUCUGGAUGUCCCAAUAGAGCCAACAUGCCCUCUAAUCUCUUUGAAAAGCUGUUGAAGAAAGAAAUGAAUCUCAGGUGCCCAACCCCAGGAUGUAAUGGGCGGGGCCACAUCAACAACAACCGCAGCACUCACCGCAGCCUGUCAGGGUGUCCACUGGCAGCCAUGACAAAACUGAUGAAUCAACAACCCCAGAGCGGCUCUAAGUCAGCCAUGCAUGUAGUCGUGUUGCCAAAGUCAGACGACCCGACUAAAGCCAUGAUCGCCACCUGCUCUGAGAAGGAUCUCAUCAAACUUGUGGCUAAAGAGAUCACUCCAGGCACAGACCGCGUUCUGCGUCCAAUGAUCUUGACCAAGCAGUUUGAGCCACGCGAGAGCAACGCAGUAGCCCAGGCCACACCACGGGAAAAUCUGGCCCGAGAGUUAGAGAAGUACAGUCGACCAGAGAUGGUGCAGGGCUCCUCCACUAUUGAGGUCAAGUUCGAGCCCAAGUCAGGGGCAAGUAGUAGCAGGUCUACCUUGGCAGACGAGGUGGUGGUCACGGCCAAAUCCAUGGCUCAGAUGAAACACGCCCCUGAGCGGCCGAACAUCCUGUCUCGACGGCCACACAUGCGGCACCGACCAGGUCUGCUGAACCGCUCCCGCUCAACAGGCAACAAGAUUCUGGAUGCAGCCAACUCCCUGCGCAGUUCAAGCCCGAGCUCCGUAUCGUCUGCCUCCUCAUCGCUUUCUUCUCCGUCAUCUUCGGCCCCGCGCGCCCACUCCAAGCCCAGCUCCCUCUUGGCAGGCAAUGGUUCGGAGGAGGACAGCGACGAGGAGAUCCGUGACAACAUGAGCAGUGCCAGUGAGGAGCCCCCGAGCUUGCUCCCCAGUCGCUCCCCAUCCCCCGAGUUUCCUGAUGCCCCCUCACCUCUCCCCCUGGCUUCCUCUUCCGGCAAAGAUCCAUUCCUAGAGCUGAUGAGCUCUCGCCUGUCAGCACGCCACAGGUCGGAGGUCACUUGCCCCACCCCAGGCUGCGACGGCUCAGGUCAUGUGACAGGAAACUACUCGUCCCACCGCAGCCUGUCGGGCUGCCCUCUGGCUGACCGUGCCACUGUCCAGGCACAUCAGGUGGAGCAGAAGUGCCCGACUCCUGGCUGUGAUGGCUCAGGUCAUGUGACUGGGAACUAUGCCUCACACCGUAGUCUCUCCGGCUGUCCUCAAGCUGCCAGAAUGAAGAAGAUCCUCAUGAAGGAGGGGGAGAAGAAAGAGUCAGAGGAUCCUCUACGCUGUCCCAUCGCUGGCUGUGACGGAUCAGGUCACGUGACGGGGAAGUAUCUCUCUCACAGAAGUGCCUCGGGCUGCCCAGUCGCCAACAAACAGCGUGGGGGUCACAAGGGUCUGCUAGCCGGACUGGACAAUGGUCACACGGAGACGUUGCCCUGGGACACCAAAGCUGAGAACAUCAAUUGUCCCAUCAUGGGAUGUGACGGCUCGGGGCAUGCCAACGGCAGCUUCCACUCCCACCGCAGUGUGUCGGGAUGCCCACGCGCCUCGGCCGCCAUGAAGAGAGCUCAACUGUCGCCCAAGGAGUUGAUGGUGCUGCAGAUGAAGGCGCAGGCUGGGGAAGACCUGGAAGAUGACGCCGAGCUGCGUCGUCUGGACGAGGAAAUAGCUGAGCUGAAGGCGUCCAACGCUGCGCUAGAAGCUCGUGUGUCUGCCCGCAGGACCCAGGUGAGCUCUCGUGAGCUGGCACUGAUCCAGGCCGCACAGGAGACAGAGGUCACAGAGACCUGUGUGACUAGACUCCGUGAGAAGCUGACCACCGUCCAGGGGGACCUCAUUGCUGCACUCACCCCCAUCCUGGCUCAGCACGCAUCAGACCUUGACUUGUGCGGCCCACUGACUUGUGACAACCUCUAUGAGGUCAUCGGUCGUCUGCAGAGCCUGAGUGACAAACAGGAUAACAGCCGGAUGAUAUCAGACGUACGCUCUGCCGUGGCACUUGUCUCUGUCAGUUGAGACAUUGGGAAGGGGGUGGAAAUGUGGGUUGGUUGUUAUAAUUUUGUAAGCUUAAAACCAAGCAGAGUUGUGUUUUGGGAACAACACAUCACCACAUUAUUCUGCUGUGUCAUGAUCAAAUCAAAUUGUCAUGCUGUUGGUUCUGAUGUUAACAUUCGUUGAUUAUCUGACAACGGAUGAUGAGAAGUCUAAAAUUACUGAUAAAUAGACUAAAUGUCAAAGCUUUGGAGAAAUUUUUGGAACUGUCGGCUUUCAAUAUGAACAGAUUUUAGUUUGGACAAAUGAAAGAUUAUAGUCAACAUUUAGAUUUCUAAGACAGUUGAUCUUAGUGUCCUUUUGUGUGAUUGUGAGUGGGUGCAUGCAUACGUUUCUAUUAGAAUAAGAUGUCCAUUGUUGAAGAUUUUACCAGAGCUGACAUUUGUAAUCUUUGACCAGUCCUCUAAGAUGGGUUUGUGCAAUACUUUUGGCAAUGUUGGUUUUUACAGUGUCUUUUUGUAUCAAUCAUUUUUUAAUGAGUUCUGUGGCGGGCCCAAACUUUAUACCAAGUGAUCUGUUACGCUUACUCAUGCCAAAAUCCCUGUCCCCAUUAUGGUUUGUUAGACGGCACUACUGAUGGAUCCUUCUUUUCUUUCCCUCUCUGUUGUUUCUGUCUGUCUUUCUGUCUUACUUUUACUCUGAGCUAAAUGACCGCUAUUGUGCCAGUGUGCUUCUCUUUACUCGAACUAAUGAACCUGUCCUCGUUCAGCUGUCUUCAUGUCUGUGAUGUAGUAGUUUUCUAUUUGGCUGUUUAUAUAGUGAUAAUAGAAUGAAUAGAUUGUAUUUAAAUAGCACAUGCCUAUACUUGAAAGUAAUCUCUAUGCGUUUUACAAUUGAAUAACACCGGAACCAUUUAGUAAAGCUCCGAAGUGUUCUCAGCUUUCCUGAAAGCAUCAGUGUAAGCUGCCGUUAGAUGUUUUACUGGCGCUCGAACACUAACUUACCCGCUUGAGUGAAGUGAUAAAAUUUGUGCAACACAUCUUUCAGAAGGACCCAAUAAACCCUGACAAGUAUUCGAACCUACACCGUACAGUUGGUAGUCAGGCACUCUGAUCUUGUUUACCUGCGCUGGGCGAAGGCUUCAGAAGAAGACCAAAGAAAUGUAGUUGUAAUUGAUGGUAGUCCUGCCACCUUUUGGCUGGUGUGUGUCAACUUGUCAUGUGUAGUUAGUAAACAAAGAUAUUUGUUGGCCUGAUGUGGUGACCAUCGUAAAAUUAUACUUCUACAAUGUACACACUUGUUGGAGGAUGCUUUUUAGCAUUAGCUAUGUCACAUACUGUUGGUCGGAACAUUUUGUUGUGAAAUGUGUAUUGUUUUUAAUACUGUCUUACUUUUAAAUUUUGUUUCAUUGUGAUCUACGAACUGAAGCUUUUUGUGUUGUUACGGUCAGUAGAACUACCAUUAGAAGUAUUGAAGGGGUAACGUACUGAAAAGUUUUAUUUUAUUGUGAUCAGUACUACAACCAUCAAGGUGAGAAGAGUCACUGUCACAGAGCAUGAUUGAGAAGGUUUAGUCUAUACUGAUAAUGUUGGGGUUUUUUUAACAGUACCAUGUAACAUAUUAAAGAGGUACAAAUCACAAUCCAAAAGUCAGCCUCAAACCUUGUGGUCAUCAGAACUGUGUGGAGUCCAAUCAGUCAUAUCAUAUUUAUUCCUUCCUGUUGUUGGGUAUGUGCAAUAUUUCCAUUGUUUUGUUUUAAGGAAUCUUUACAUCCAAAUUAUGUUUUUCUAGUAAUUUUAUGAAAUUGUAGUACUUUUAUUUUAAUGAAAGAAAGCAAGGAGGUGUGUGUCAGCGUCCAUAAGCUGACCUUCUGGUUUGUCGUGGCAGAGCUUGAGUAGGCUGAGUGUGGUGAACACAUUCUGUUUAGAGAGCUUGUUGUGGUGAACACAUUCUGUUUAAAGAGCUCAGUGUGGAUAACAUAUUCUGUUUAGAGAGCUUGUUGUGGUGAUCACUUUCUGUUUAGUGAGCUCAGUGAGGUGAAACCAUCCUGUUUAGAGAGUUCAGUUGAGUAACAUGAAUAGACAUAAAAUUCUAUUUUAGAAAGCUCAGUGUGGUGAACACAUUCUGUUGAGUGAGCUCAGUGUGGUGAACACAUUCUGUUAGUGAGCUCAGUGUGGUGAACACAUUCUGUUAGUGGGCUCAGUGUGGUGAACACAUUCUGUUAGUGAGCUCAGUGUGGUGAACACAUUCAGUUUAGUGAGCUCUGAAGUUAAGACAGUCUGUGAUCUCAAUGGAGUGAAUAGCCUUUUCAGUCACCUGUUUUGCGAGUUCUUUGAGCUGGACACAGUUUAUUAAAGGCUCAUUGAUGUGACUGACUACAGCCUUUUUGGGGAGCUCUGUAACCACUGUAACUGAAAGUGAACUCUCUAUUUAGUGAGAUCUGUGAGGUGAAUACAGUGUGUUCCCAGGUAUCAACACAUUUUAUUUACACUUGGUCCAUGUAUUGUGGGGGUUUUUGUCUACUAUCUAUUUAUUAUUGUGUUUAUUUAAUUAUAUUUAUUGUCUUACCGUGAUCUUUGUGAAGGUAAAACAUUUUAUUUUUUUUGCCUCACAUGUUUUUGGGAUGGACAUUGUGUGAUGUUCUGUUGUAUUGUGUGAUGUUCUGUUGUAUUGUGUGAUGUUCUGUUGUGUUGUGUGAUGUUCUGUUGUAUUGUGUGAUGUUCUGUUGUGCCUGUGUGUGUCAAUAUGUAGACAUAUUGUUUUAUUGCUUCCUUUUGAUGUUGUGCUUGUUGUCACUGACGAUAACUUCCAGCUAUCUCCUUGACCCACACCAUGCCAAGCUAGCAGCCGUCUCGUCAAUCUGAUCCUUGUCUAUUUGUGUGAAUGUACACUGUCUCCUUGUACCUUCUUUCCAUUUCCAUUUCGGUGUCUGUUGUUUGAAUGGCAGAUCAUUCCAAUUCCAUAGACAGUGCAUGUCACGCAGACAUGAUGGCUGGCGCUCAUUUGACCUUAUGCAGUUGCGAGGGCCGUAAAACCUCUACUAAAAUUAAAACAUGAUGGUGUCAAGUCAAGAUGGCUGCUCCCUACUUGCACCAAUGGACUGCACCAUAUUACUAUGUUGUUUAUACACUGCUGGGAACAGCUGCCCAUUUUAUUGUCUGACCACUUGGACUUGAUAUAUUAUAUAUAUAUAUUCCUGUUGUGUUGAUCUCUUGGUCUGUCUCAUUCCCAUUUUACAAGUUGUGCAAUAUACGUAUGAUCUAUCUAUUCGUAUACAUCGUAGUACCGUAUUGAAAUGUUUACAUCUGCUCUGUGCUACAGAUUUUUACCUGUCACCAGCCCUCUUGUGAGGGGAUAUAUAAAAUUGUGGAAACAUUUA